Synchiropus splendidus (mandarinfish) is the source of this 1062-nucleotide messenger RNA. It is a transcript of the gene zcchc9, whose product is annotated as zinc finger, CCHC domain containing 9. The transcript has 6 exons. The coding region runs from base 174 to 968 and encodes 264 amino acids. Lineage: Eukaryota; Metazoa; Chordata; Actinopteri; Syngnathiformes; Callionymidae. Gene Ontology annotation, molecular function: nucleic acid binding; zinc ion binding. The record is from RefSeq and is a predicted model, not a curated record.
CAUCCAAUCCAUAGGGGGCGCUUUCGCAGCACUUUGACGCCGUUGCUCAGAAGAAGAAGUGACUUCCGGGGGCAACAGAAAACACAUGUGGAUGGAAAAGGCCCUGAGAAUGUGAAGAGAGAACCUGGAGAACCCAGAGGAAGCCAGUACUGAGUCCCACUGUGAGAAAAGUCAUGACGAGGUGGGCAAGAGCCAAUAAUGUCCACAGACAUAAACCAGCUGAGGCCACACCAUGGAGCCAACUGAAGGGAAGCGGCAGGGCAUCAGCAGGCAACGGGCAGAAGGCGCCACUCCACAGGCCGCUGCUUGUGAACAAGCCCAACCGGAAGAAGAAGGAGUACAAAGACGAGGAUGUGAAUGGCUUCCUGGAGUACCUGAAGGAGAGCGGACAGCAGCCUUCUGGGAAGAGGGGGGCGGGUCCUGCUGACAGGCAGGCAGGGGAGGAGCAGCAGCUCCGGGAGGAGGUGCAGGUUGCUCUGAAGAAAGACAGACGGCGAGAAGAUCGUAGGGUGAAGAGACAGACGGACAAGAAGAAUAAGAUGCUCUGCUUCAACUGCAGGAAACCAGGUCACGGUCUGGCCGACUGUCCGGAGGCCGACCGCGAUGAAGAGAUGGGUCGGGGGAUAUGCUACCGCUGUGGCUCAACAGAACAUGAGAUCCAGAAGUGCCGGGCCAAGGUGGACCCCGCACUGGGGGACUUCCCAUAUGCCAAGUGUUUCAUCUGCAGUCAGACGGGUCAUCUGUCCAGAUCCUGUCCUGACAACCCCAAAGGGCUCUACGCUCAAGGUGGUUGCUGUCGAGUGUGCGGCUCAGUGGAACAUUUCCAGAAGGACUGUCCAGAACAUCAAGCUUCCAGCAGCUCCAUGACGGUCGGCUGGCUAUCCAACAACAUGAGCGCAGACUUUGAGGAUGUGCACGUCCCUGUGAAGAAGGUCAAGCCCAAACAGACCAAGGUGGUGACCUUCUGAGUCACAUGACCACCAGCGACGACGUCAUAUUUAGCUCUGUCAUGUCCCUUGUUUUCUACAAAAUACAAACAUUAUGCUGAACACUGGUCUUUCC